UACCCAUUUAACCCCAUUGAUUCUGAGCGGUAAACCACGCGCUCGUAAACAAAGAUGAGCGAAGACUGUUGCAGCGACGUCAGGGAGGCGACUCCCAGUCUUUCCCCCAGCCAGUUGGAGCGAAUAAAACGAAACAGAGAGAGAGCAAAGUCGAUACGUCAGGCUCGACUUCAGUCAAAACCCUACGACCUGACAACUCGACGACAACAACCCCACGUGACCCCAGGUUGGAACUGUACAGUAGUCAGUAGCUUUCAGUGUGUCUGUAGCCGUACUGUAGACUACGUAGAAUUAUGGUAACACCCGAUACUUUUCUUCCCUGUAGUAGGUAAUAAUCUUUCUUAUGCUUUGUUUACCUGGGUGCAAGAUUAGAUGCAUAGCACACCAGUGACUAUGAUAUUAUGACAUUUGAGAAUCCAGGUCAGAGGAGAGAAGAGGAGAGAAGGAAGCUGGAGUCAUGGGUGAGUGGAGUGUGUUCAAAGAGCUCGGCUGGGAGAGAUACAGGUGGAGGGUUCCUGCUUGAGGAAGAUGAGGAGCAGGGGGCCACAGUGGGAGGCAGAGGUUUAAAAACUGUGGAAGAUGACGCCCCAGCUCUGCCAGAUGAACGGAUGAUGUGCAUCGAGUGCAGGAAAAGAUUUGCAGAGUCUUUUCUCUUCAGCAAGUUCAGUUUCAGCGUUUGCGAUCAAUGCAGGGACCCAAAAGAAAAGCAUACUUUGAUAACUAAAACGGAAGCAAAACAGAGGUACCUACUGAAGGAGUGUGAUUUUGGAGAGAGAGGUGGAGAGCCUUUACCCUUCAUUCUCAAAAGAAACCCGCACGGCUCCUAUCGAACUGACAUGCACCUCUACUUGGCCGUCCAGGUAGAGGCCAGAGCUCACGGGGUGUGGGGAGGUGAAGAGGGGUUAGAGGAGGAGAGAGAGAGAAAGACAGAAGCCCGAGAAAAGAAGAGGGAGAAGAAAUAUGUCAAGGAAAUUCAGAAACUGAGGAAGGCAGUAAGAUCUAGUGCAGUGUCUACCCAGUCAAGAGCUCAUGAACACGUAUUCUCAAGUGAAAUCUAUUGCCCAGAGACAGACUCAUGGUCAAAAACCUGUGAGGAUUGUGGACACAAAAUAACUUAUGAAAAAAUGUAGGGCCAUUACCAUUUUCAUAAUGUAGGCAUUCUAAUACAUUCUAAUGCAGCAUUAUCACUAGUUCAUGUUUGGUUUGCCUUCAACCUCGUUGAUGACUGACGUAUAACUUAGCUUGUGAGUGUGAGUUGAGAUUACCGAAGCUCUGGCAAUUCAUACUUUCUCUACAUGCAUGCCAAGCAUACUUGGAGUGUUGGAAAUAUUCAUUGCCGUGUGACCCGCCCUCCAUCUGUCACUGCCUACAGGGUAGUGUGUGUAGGAUGCACUAAGACCCUAGAGAUUGAUACUGCAAAUCAGUGAAUACUUAACUUGACAAACAACUAGGUCGAUCGAUAAUAUGCAGUGACUUGCAUUCUUAUGGAAGGUAUAUAGCUCUAACUAAAAGCACAGUAUUGUAGCACUACCAGUGCGUUAUCAUCCGUCGUCAUCGUAUAUUUACGAGAGUAACCUAGUAACGAAUACUGCAGACUAUCUGCGAACGGUUCGCUUUCUGCGGAGGUGUGUACUUGCCCCUCUUCCCGUCUUCGCUGACGCGUAACUGACAUGACGGCAGCGCUGGAAAGCAGUCUAACGACCAUCGACUGGCUCUCGCAGAUGAAGAGCUCUUCGGCGGACUCGUCUUCGAACAACCGCCAGCAGCAGACCGGGGGCGGCGGUAGGGGGCAGACUAGGAAGCCUCCCCCGAGUCCCAUCGACCUGACAGCCCGCCUGAACCCCAGAGAUGCCCGGACCUACCAGAUCACCGCUACAAAACCGCCCUUCUCCUACGCUACGCUCAUAACAUUCGCCAUCAACAGUGCGCCUGAGAGACGGAUGACGCUGAACGGAAUAUACACUUGGAUAACACACAAUUUCCCCUUCUAUAAUCAAGCAGGGUCGGGCUGGAAGAAUUCUAUCAGACACAAUCUGUCACUGAACAAGUGUUUUCGAAAGGUUCCUCGGCCGAAAGAUGACCCUGGAAAGGGUUCCUACUGGGAAACUGACCCAACACCACUGGAGGAAAGUGGAAGUUCCAUUUCACUCUCUGGAUUCCCGAGAAAGAGAAAAAGCAGUGAAAAGCAAGAGGAAAGCUACCACGAGACAAGAAGGGAAGGUGCCAGCAUCACUAUAGACUUGAGAGCCAGUAGUGCCCUCGCUCCAACCCUGGCCCAGAUCAACAGCAGGAAUGCUAGACGCUCGACCAAGCGGGUCAAGCAGGACUCCACCGUCUACCCUACCACUACAACCUACAACUAUGACCUCACACUCUCACUGGGGGACAGACACCCACUAUCCUCCCUGGAUGAUUCGUCCAACCCAUUCGGGGAGGACGUGGUUGCCGAUCCCCUCAGCUCCUCGUUCAAGAGUCUGUACAAGUCAAUCUUUGGUCACUCUGUGUCCAGCGGUGAAUACUUGAACCCUCCGCCUCUUCCCCCAUCCGUUCUAACAGACCUGGGCACUUCUGAUACAACUAUCCCACUCGGUGGUUCUGCACUGUCUCUGCCAGGUACCAGUAUUGCUGGCCCGACAGACAGCGCAUCUAACUACUGCCCACAUUUCUACACGCUCAUGGACAGUUUCAGGGACAUAGCUGAGAGUAACAGUUGGGACAAGCUAGAGCCUGAGCAAGUCCACAGUCUUAUGCAGUCUUUCAAGGCAGUCGAGCGAGACCGACAUCGACUCGGGCUCAACGACGAGUCCUACUCCCGCGUUUCUUCCUCGUUUGGGCAGUUUCUGCAGCAGCUCAGCUGCAGGUUCGUGUCUGAUUCGUCCGGUGACGAGAGCGUAGGGAGGGACCACAAUGUUGCCGAUCUUGAAGACUACCAGCCUAACAUCCCCGGAUCUGGAGGCAGUGCAGCUCAACCACUGGUCGACUCACUCACACCUACUUACCCAGAGAACCCGGAAUUGUUCCCAAUCUCAGGGACCUCCCCACCGUCUUCCAAUUACUGCUCCCAACACCUGGCUAUAGAUCCAGCGUCCCCGACUCGUCCUAGUAGCAGGGCGCACGUAGCACCGCAUCACUUUGUCUCCGACAACGCGCACACGACGCAGCUAUUUCCCUCAUCCGGUGGUACACACGACGAGAGAAGAGAGUUCAAAUUUCUCCGUCCUUCUUCGGCCACUUUCAUUAGACAAGGCAUGGAGAUGCAAACAAAAGGUGGAGACCACACCACUGCUACACACCCCAUGGAUCCGUUCGGAAAUGACGACGAUGAAUUUGAUUGGUCGACCAUUAUGUAAUCCUCUCAACCACUCUUACUUUUUAACCCUCACAAUACAUGUAUAAUAAUAUGAGACACAGGUGUAACAGUACCCUCCACAUUCUAUGUCAGAAAAUA
Messenger RNA from Geodia barretti, 3448 nucleotides. Lineage: Eukaryota; Metazoa; Porifera; Demospongiae; Tetractinellida; Geodiidae. The record is from the annotation of a GenBank genome assembly.